CAACUUCCUCUCCUUAUGGCUUCUUCUUACACUACCCUUGAUUCCUCCGCCAAUUCCAACGCCUUCAGUUUCUCAGGUCACCCCUUCAUGACUACCUCUUUCUCUGAUCUCCUCGCUUCCGGCGCCGCCUCCAACGAUAAUACUUCUUCCAACGAGGCCAAGCGUGGUGGCGGAUUGUCCUUGUCCGAUCGGAUUGCUGAGAGAACCGGCUUAGGUGUCCCUAAGUUUAAGUCUCUUCCUCCUCCUUCACUACCUAUCUCUCCUCCUCAGGUGUCUCCUUCUUCUUACUUUGCUAUCCCCCCCGGACUCAGCCCCGCCGAGCUCUUGGACUCUCCUGUUCUGUUGAACGCUUCAAACAUUCUGCCAUCUCCAACCACUGGAACUUUUCCACCUCAAGCUUUCUUCAAUUGGAAACCCAGUUCUGGAAAUAACCAGCGGAACGUCAAACGGGAAGACAAUAACUACGAUUUCUCUUUCCAAACUCAGCCAAGACCAGCCACCGAUUCUUCAACCACGUUUCAAUCCUCAACCAACGCGAUUCAAACAGCACAACAGCAAGCAUGGAGUUUCAAAGAAUCCGCCAAGGAAAACGAUUUUUCCUCGGGGAAGAACAUGGUAAAAUCCGAGUACAAUCAGAUGCAGAGCUUCUCCCCUGAGAUUGCCAACAUUCAAAGCAGCUCCCAAAGCUUCCAAUCGGAUUACGGAAAUUACCAGAAGCAAUCCCAGUCAAUCAGAGGGAACCGGAAAUCCGAUGAUGGAUACAAUUGGAGGAAAUAUGGACAAAAGCAAGUGAAAGGAAGCGAGAAUCCAAGAAGUUACUACAAGUGCACGUACCCCAAUUGCCCAACGAAGAAGAAAGUUGAGCGGUCCUUAGACGGGCAGAUAACCGAGAUAGUUUACAAGGGUAGCCACAACCAUCCUAAGCCUCAGUUGACGAGGCGAUCAUCGGCUUCUUCGUCUUCCAUUGCUAUUCAGACUUCGAGUGCAGCUAGCUCCGAGAUUCAGGAGCAUUCACUUAUAACUUAUGGCAGUGGACACAUGGAUUCUGUUACAACAACUGAGAAUUCUUCUGUAUCAGUUGGGGAUGAUGAUUUUGAGGGUUCCCAGAAGAGUAAAUCCGGAGGAAACGAGUUCGAUGAAGACGAGCCUGAGGCUAAAAGAUGGAGGAAUGAAGGUGAAAAUGAAGGAAUUUCAGCACCUGGGAGUAGAACAGUGAGGGAACCAAGAGUUGUAGUUCAAACAACCAGUGACAUUGAUAUUUUGGAUGAUGGAUAUAGAUGGAGAAAAUAUGGGCAAAAAGUGGUCAAAGGAAACCCGAAUCCAAGGAGCUACUACAAGUGCACACAUCCAGGAUGUCCGGUGAGAAAGCAUGUGGAGAGAGCCUCACAUGAUCUUAGGGCAGUGAUCACAACCUAUGAAGGGAAGCAUAACCAUGACGUUCCCGCAGCUCGCGGCAGCGGCAACCAUUCGGUCAAUAGACCAUUACCCGACAACAACAAUGGGGCAUUGGCAAUAAGGCCAUCACCUGUUAACAAUCCGAUGAGCAACAACCCUCUUCGUGGUUUGAGGGCAUCGGAAGGUGAAUCGCCCUUCAUGCUGGAGAUGUUGCAGGGAGCCGGAAACUUCGGGUUCUCGGGAUUCGGAAAUUCGGGAGGGUCUCUGAUGAAUCAGCAACAUGAUGUAAACAAGAUGUUCUCCAGAACCAAGGAAGAACCGAGAGACGAAGCGUUCAUCGAGUCAUUGCUGUACUGAAAU
Messenger RNA from Hibiscus syriacus, 1755 nucleotides. RefSeq names its product WRKY transcription factor WRKY24-like. Lineage: Eukaryota; Viridiplantae; Streptophyta; Magnoliopsida; Malvales; Malvaceae. Bases 16 to 1752 code for a protein of 578 amino acids. Gene Ontology annotation, molecular function: sequence-specific DNA binding; DNA-binding transcription factor activity. The transcript is spliced from 5 exons. Gene Ontology annotation, biological process: regulation of DNA-templated transcription. The record is from RefSeq and is a predicted model, not a curated record.